Aphis gossypii (cotton aphid) is the source of this 1024-nucleotide messenger RNA. RefSeq lists its product as uncharacterized. The record is from RefSeq and is a predicted model, not a curated record. The transcript has 3 exons. Bases 378 to 677 code for a protein of 99 amino acids. NCBI's taxonomy places the organism in Eukaryota, Metazoa, Arthropoda, Insecta, Hemiptera, Aphididae.
CUAAGUAAGUAGGUAUAGCUGGCGCAUAUGACUGCGUCUAGAAACGGAUCAGGAAAUGUGUUCGCGUUUAGUCGUGACCGAGCUUAACUAUUACGAAGUACUCAUCGUUACCUAUAUAUUACUACAUACCUAAUGUAGCCGCGAUACCACAUAUGCGUGUACAUAGUUGUUGAUACUUAUUAUUUUUUUUAUCUUCCCCACAAAAUCUCGUGUCCGAGUUAACACGAAUUAUAUUUAAUUUUACAGUGUGGUCCUAUUCCUGUAUAAUAAGCGUAUAAUAAGUAAAUAUAGCUACCAGUUUUCAGACGUGACGUGAUGUGAAAUACCAAAAGAUAUUAUUACUGUCCAAUCGAUAUUUUCUACCACGGAAACGUAAAAUGACAUUGCUACGUCACUUGAUGUUAGCCCUAUGCCUAGCUUUAUUUUGUAUGAUAGAAUGGACAAGUGGUUCGAAGUUGAAGAAACAGAAGGAGACAACAAUGAUGAAGUUUAUCAAGUUACUAUUCUAUAGGCUGAUUUACGGUUUCGCCAAUAUGAUCGGCAUGGGAGAAGCGGCUGAAGAAUUCGGCGACGGAGUGUUAGCUCCUCAGGACAGCGAUUAUCGACAAGAAGACGCAGAAGACGAUUAUUACAACGAUAAUAAAAACGAUGAUUAUUACAAUUACGACGAAUAUUGAUGUCAAAACCGUUGCUUAUAAUAUUAAUAAAAUAUUAAAAAGUGUCUAAUUAAUAAUAAUAUUACUAUACUCCAUUCAAGUUUAAUUAACUCACUUUUGAGCAUUCUUAUUGAGCUUACAACCAUACAUAAGUGAUGAUGUGAUACUUUUAAUACACUUCAUUGUACCUUGUCAGUUGUCACGCAAAAUUUUCUAUGUUAUACGUUUGUAAAAUGGAGAUACUGUAUAGAAUAACGCCUUCUUAGUGUUUGCAAUUUUUGUUCAAAAAAUUAUUUACCGAUAAUUAUAUUGUUGCAAUACAUGAGUUAGGUAAUAUUAUUACUAAUUAUAAAUUUUUAUAAAAUAUA